This is a messenger RNA of Talaromyces proteolyticus, 1800 nucleotides long. Its product is annotated as glycosyl transferase family group 2-domain-containing protein. The record is from RefSeq and is a predicted model, not a curated record. The transcript is spliced from 3 exons. Lineage: Eukaryota; Fungi; Ascomycota; Eurotiomycetes; Eurotiales; Trichocomaceae. Bases 1 to 1800 code for a protein of 599 amino acids.
AUGUUGAAAUGGCUGUCGAGAUGUGUGCCGGGGUUGAGCCUGCUGUUCCUCGUAUGCUUGCUCGCGCUGGCAUUUCCGGAGGCCACAACUUGGAUUGCGUAUCUUCCAUACCCUGGAAAAGGGCCAGUCGUGCCACCUUCUCAGGAUGACCGACAGAAGCGCAAGUUAGCCCUCUCGCUCGCCCAGAAAUUCUUCAUCGGCUACACCGUUUUGAUUCAUUGCAAUGCCUUGACCUUCACCUUGCGGCUGGGCUGGGCACUUUCACAGAUGGUCAAGCAAACUCGUGCCCUGCUUCGUCGUCGUCCUGCUACCAAGUCUUUUGCUAGCCCUAGCGGAUCCAAUUCACCGCUGCUUUCCGACAGCCCGACUCUCAGUCCCAGCUCGACGUCUGAACUAGACCCGAAGAGCUUCGAUCUCGGAUCGCUGGAAGAAGGUGAGGAUGGGGAGGUUGUGCAUGCCAUCAUCUUGCCAAACUACUCCGAGGAUUUGGACACAUUGCAGACAACCCUGAAAGUACUUGCCAGCCAUCCGCGGGCUGCCACCCAAUACGAGAUUUUUCUUGCUAUGGAGCAGAAAGAGCUUAAAGCCCCUGAAAAGGCGGUCACUCUGAUUUCGUCCUUCCAAGGUCAUUUUAAAGACAUCUGCAGCACCUUCCACCCGGCAGGCUUAACGGGGGAAAUCAGCGGAAAGAGUUCGAACGUCGCCUGGGCUGCCAAACAUAUCGUACAAACGCAUCGAUCUGACGAGCAAAGCGUUGACCCAAGAGAUGUCAUCAUCACUGUCAUGGAUGCCGACACACAUCUUGCACAGGAUUACUUUAAUGAAAUCCGUCGCCUGCAUUGGCUUCAUAACACCGUUGCCGAUCACGCCUUCUACGCUUCGCCCAUCAUUUUUGACCGCAACUCGAACAAUGUCCCUGUUCUGGUGCGCUGUGCCGAUCUUUUAUGGGCAUUCGCUGGUUUAUCUGCCAUGUACCCUGGUUGUCCUAUUGUUAUCCCGACCUCGGUCUACUCUCUCCCCUUGUCGCUGGCUGAAAAAGUUGGCGGCUGGGAUGGCGACCCGACCGCAAUCGGUGAAGACAUGCACAUGCUCCUCAAGUGCUAUUUCGAAACUGGCGGUGACGUCGUGACUCAUGUUGUUUUUAGCCCGGCUAGCCAAUGCAAUAUUCAAAGCAGUGGCGAUGGCAACUGGGGUCCGUACUCUUCAACCCUUCUCGCGCGAUACCGACAAGCCUUGCGCCAUAUGUGGGGAGCCCUAGACACCGGUUACUCCGUCCGCCAGAGUAUGGGCAUCGCCAACAAGAAAUCCCAACGACUUAGCCUGAAGCCCCGUCACAUUGCACUCUGCCAUCUACUAUUCGAAGCCCACUUCCUCCCUUGCCAUCUCACCAUCCUACUCAUCUUCUCCGCCAUCUACACCACCUACACUGACCCCUCCGAAAUCCACCCCACAAUCGCCUGGGCAUUCUACAUCACUGGUGUCAUCCGUGGCGUCUCCUUCGUCUCCAUGAAUCUGUGCAUCGCGCUCUACGACCGCUGGCACUCUCUCUGCGUCACCACUCGUGCGCGCGACAUGGCCAAAGCCGGGCUAAGCGACACUGGCUUCUCCUUCCGCGUCUGGUACCGCCCACAACAAUUACUGGAACGAAUUGCAUUCCCUGUCGCCGGCACAAUCUUCGGGUCUAUCCCCGCGAUCCACGCCGAAAUGUCGCAUUUCUGGACCGACCGGUUGGUGUAUCGGGUGAGCAAGAAACCCAGCUUUUCAUCGCCGAUCAACACACCCGAGAUUCUGCCGUUGUAA